This is a messenger RNA of Spodoptera exigua (beet armyworm), 1374 nucleotides long. NCBI's taxonomy places the organism in Eukaryota, Metazoa, Arthropoda, Insecta, Lepidoptera, Noctuidae. The record is from the annotation of a GenBank genome assembly.
AUGAUUAAAGAUUGGGCAAUCAAAGUUAAUCAAGUUCAAGCAAAUUUGAUACUGGCCCUUGCUGCCGCCCAAAAUGGAUAUGACUACAAUAGACCCAACAGGCCGUUUGGUCAGGGGACAUCAAGCCGACCUGGAACUUCACCAGGGUCCGGGGGAACCACGACAACGUCAUACCCCAUAAGACCACAAAGCGACGACUUCAGCGGCCCUGGCGGACCAACUACUGGCUACCCCUCAGGACCUCAAAAUUACCCAGGAUCAGGAGGUCAAAGACCAGGAUACCCUGGUUCUUCAUACCCUGGUCAAGGACCUAGUGGACCAUCAGGCAAUUUCCCGGGCCAAUCUGACAACUCCUACCCUCAAGGAUCACGUGGCCCAUCUGGGUUCCCUGGUCAAGGAUCUAGAUAUCCCGGACAAGGUCAAAAUUAUCCCGGCUCCAACUCUGGACCAUCUGGAACCAACUUUGGCACCACUACUUUCUCAGAUAGUGACAAUGGCAAUUACGAAAGUGGGGACUAUUCGGCUAUUCCUGGCGAACCUGAUAUAGACUACCCCAUUUUAUCCUAUAUCCCUCAAACCUCAUUCAGCUGUAAAGAUCAAUCUCUUCCUGGAUACUAUGCCGAUGUUGACGCUCGUUGUCAAGUUUUCCACGUUUGCUCAAAUAACAGAACGUAUGAUUUCCUCUGUCCUAAUGGUACCAUCUUCUCUCAAGAAGACUUCGUCUGUGUAUGGUGGAAUCAAUUCUCCUGUGAAUCUGCUCCUGGUCUGUAUGAAUUGAAUGCCAAGCUUUAUGACUAUUCUAUCAAAGGAUCUUCGGAUGACUACUCUAGCUUUAACGACUACUCUGGAUCUUCCUAUCCAGGUGGUAGAGGACCACAAGGACCAUCGUCUUACCCAGGUUCUGGCUCUUCACGGCCGUCAAACUUCCAAGGUGGUUCGGGGCCAUCUACGCCUUACCCUGGUAUACAGUCAACCAGUUCAUACCCUGGUUCUCAAGGUCCAUCAGGCGGGUACCCAGGAUCUCAAGGCCCAUCAGGCGGGUACCCAGGAUCUCAAGGGCCCACUGGAAAUUAUCCAGGUUCACAAGGUCCGUCAGGCGGCUAUCCUAGUUCUCAAGGGCCGUCAGGUCCUCAAGGGCCGUCUGGAAACUAUCCAGGUUAUCCUGGUUCAGGUUCUGGUCCGCAAGGGCCUUCUAGCGGGCCAAGUGGGUCUGGGUACCCAGGCUCAGGUUCUACUACACCCUAUCCUGGAUCAGGGCCAAGCAGUCAGGGAUAUCCAUCAGGUAGACCUAGUGGACCUAGCUUUAAUGGAGGUGGUAGUAGGGGAAGACCCGCACAGAAACCUAACAGAGAAUAUCUCCCCCCUAGAAAUUAA